AUGGAGAUGAAGGGAGCUUUUUUGCGUGAAGAAGAAGAUAGGCGCGUAGGGCUGAGAUGGUCACGCGCUACUGUUCACAGUGAUAAUGGCGAAGAGGUUCUUAUUCAACUCAAUAAUUUCAUCAUGCAACAGGCCAUUAGUGAAGUAAUAUGCAUGGAUCUUGGAUUUCAGUUGUGGAACUCCCCUGUUACAGUCACCAUACUUUUACAGGAAGUAAUAGCAGUGUACCCCAACUUCUUAAACUCAACAUUAACCAUGAAGGAAUCUGCUCGAAUUUCUAAUGCUCUUAUUGUAUUUCAGUGUAUGGCGUAUCACCCAGAGGCAAGAAUGUGGCUCCUCAAAGCAAACAUACCAUAUUAUCUUUACCCCUUUUUCCAAAUUUCAACAAAUGUGAUGAAGCCUCUGCAAUUUAGCAUCUUGUCUCUUAUUGCUGCCCUAGCAGAGCUAGUGCAAUUUGAUGAGCAAUAUGGGCAAGACACUCUUCUUUCAUUGCUAGAUACACAAGUAUUUCCUUUAUGCCUGCACUGUAUCCGUUAUGGUGAUCAACCGAUACGUAAGGUUGCAACACUCAUCCUUAUGAAAAUCUUGAUGCAAGAAAAUGGGAUAAAAUAUUGUUGUGCUCUUCCCUCUCGUUGUUUGUCCGUGAUACAAGUCCUGCAUCAACUGGUAGACACAUUUGCUUCUGAAAUCCCUUGCUCACAGCAGCUAAAAUAUGUUGUUCAAUGCUACCUAAGUCUUUCACGAGUAGCAUGGGCAGGCGGGGUAUAUGAAAGAGUGAGAGAAAUGGUUCCUCUACAGCUAAUUGAAAACACUUUUCACAAUAUUAUUGAUCAAAAAGAUGCAGAGAUUCCAAAAAUGCUGAAUCAGUUAGUGCGGAAUCUGAAUCAUCGACCACCUCAAUAA
Messenger RNA from Solanum pennellii, 903 nucleotides. Its product is annotated as CCR4-NOT transcription complex subunit 9-like. Gene Ontology annotation, biological process: negative regulation of translation; mRNA catabolic process. Bases 1 to 903 code for a protein of 300 amino acids. Gene Ontology annotation, cellular component: CCR4-NOT core complex; CCR4-NOT complex; P-body. The record is from RefSeq and is a predicted model, not a curated record. The transcript has 9 exons. NCBI's taxonomy places the organism in Eukaryota, Viridiplantae, Streptophyta, Magnoliopsida, Solanales, Solanaceae.